AUGGUUUGUCUUUCAGCAUUAAUUUAUGUUGUACUUCCUUUGAUCGAAGUUGACCUUUUGAAUCCAACUGCUGCCUCUGAAGCUAAGGCACACAAAAUGAAGAGAUUAGUCCCAACUCCAAAUAGUUACUUCCUUGAAAUUAAAUGUCCAAAAUGUAGUGCUACUACUACUACUUUCUCACAUGCCCAUAGACAAAUUUUAUGUCAAAAAUGUGGACAACCACUUGGACAACCAACUGGUGGUAAAUUAAAACUUACUCAACAAUGCAAAUUCAGAGUUAAGAAAUAA
Messenger RNA from Entamoeba histolytica HM-1:IMSS, 288 nucleotides. Its product is annotated as 40S ribosomal protein S27, putative. The transcript has 2 exons. Gene Ontology annotation, cellular component: cytosolic small ribosomal subunit; ribosome. The record is from RefSeq and is a predicted model, not a curated record. Lineage: Eukaryota; Evosea; Mastigamoebida; Endamoebidae. Gene Ontology annotation, molecular function: structural constituent of ribosome; RNA binding. Bases 1 to 288 code for a protein of 95 amino acids. Gene Ontology annotation, biological process: translation; ribosomal small subunit assembly.